UAUGGCGAUGAUAACGGGUAAAUCCAAAUCAUUGGUUAUAGCAUUCGUGUCUCUGUUCCUAGUACUGGUUAUGUCCGGUCCGAUCGUGGUCGAGGCACGUGCUUUUUUCGUGUUUGGCGACUCGCUCGUCGACAGUGGCAACAACAACUACCUGCUGACGACUGCACGUGCCGAUUCUCCACCGUAUGGAAUUGAUUUCCCAACUCGAAGACCAACCGGCCGGUUUUCCAACGGUCUUAACAUUCCAGAUCUUAUCAGUGAGGCAAUCAGCAACGAAGAGCCACCGUUACCAUACCUUAGUCCGGACCUAAGGGGGCGUAGACUGCUUAACGGUGCCAAUUUUGCCUCCGCUGGCAUCGGAAUUCUCAACGAUACCGGAUUUCAAUUCAUAAACAUUAUAAGAAUGUACCAACAACUAGACUACUUCCAACAAUACCAACAACGUGUGAGUCGCUUGAUCGGGAAACCGCAAACGCAGCGGCUCGUGAGUCAAUCGCUUGUACUAAUCACGGUCGGUGGCAACGACUUUGUGAACAACUAUUUCUUGGUGCCGUAUUCCGCUAGAUCGCGCCAAUAUGCUCUGCCUGACUACGUCCGGUUACUAGUUUCCGAAUACAAGAAAAUACUAUUGAGGUUAUAUUCGCUUGGAGUGGGUCGAGUUCUAGUGACCGGAGCCGGACCACUAGGAUGUGCACCAGCCGAGCUGGCGAGAUCAAGCUCGUCCAAUGGGAGAUGCUCGGCCGAGCUACAACGAGCUGCGUCUCUAUACGAUCCUCAGCUACUACAAAUGAUAAAUGAAAUUAACAGAAAGAUUGGGAAAAAUGUGUUUAUUGCAGCGAACACUAACCAAAUGCAAAUGGAUUUUCUAAGCACUCCACGAAGCUAUGGAUUUGUAACGUCGAAGGUUGCUUGUUGUGGACAAGGGCCGUAUAAUGGGAUUGGUUUGUGUACGGUACUAUCGAACUUGUGUCCGAACCGUGACUUAUACGUGUUUUGGGACGCGUUUCAUCCGACCGAGAAAGCAAACCGCCUGAUAGUACGUAAUAUCUUGACCGGUACCACCAAGUAUAUGAAUCCCAUGAACCUUAGCUCUGCUCUUGCCCUAUGAGCCACACAUCCGAUAAUUUCAAGUCCAAGUGGGAAAUUCGGAUUCGUCUACUUUGAAUGAUGUUGAUUCGUUUCGCAAGAGCAUGAAUAACUCCUUUACCAGAAAAAAAAGAGAGCAUGAAAUAACUCCUUUAGUCUGAAUUUAACUUGUUUCUUUGUUUCUUGUUUGUCAUUGGAAAAACUUGUGUUUGAUUUGCUUGAUAACUCUCAGCGCAUGCACGAACAUAUGAAACUAAAAAAAAAAAAGAAGAAGAAUUUCAUUUCUCUCACAAAUGUAAUAUUGUUGCAUUGUUACUAGUUUUGAAUUGAU
Messenger RNA from Eutrema salsugineum, 1417 nucleotides. Its product is annotated as GDSL esterase/lipase At5g18430. The coding region runs from base 2 to 1108 and encodes 368 amino acids. The transcript has 5 exons. The record is from RefSeq and is a predicted model, not a curated record. Gene Ontology annotation, molecular function: hydrolase activity, acting on ester bonds. Lineage: Eukaryota; Viridiplantae; Streptophyta; Magnoliopsida; Brassicales; Brassicaceae.